This is a messenger RNA of Megalops cyprinoides (Indo-Pacific tarpon), 2306 nucleotides long. RefSeq names its product serine/threonine-protein phosphatase 2A catalytic subunit alpha isoform-like. The coding region runs from base 302 to 1231 and encodes 309 amino acids. The transcript is spliced from 7 exons. Gene Ontology annotation, molecular function: protein serine/threonine phosphatase activity. NCBI's taxonomy places the organism in Eukaryota, Metazoa, Chordata, Actinopteri, Elopiformes, Megalopidae. The record is from RefSeq and is a predicted model, not a curated record. Gene Ontology annotation, biological process: mitotic cell cycle; peptidyl-serine dephosphorylation. Gene Ontology annotation, cellular component: cytosol.
UGCGGAGCGGCACCGCACGCCGUCAUCAGGUACUAGACGCAGGAGCUGAGUAUCAGGAUGCGCUCUCUCAAUCCAUCCACUCAUUCAAUCCGGUACUAGCUAGCUAUGCUAAUUGUCUGUACCGCAUGCGUAAUUUACAGCGGUCAAACUAACUGGCCUUCUGAAGAAUUUGGACAGGAUUCACCAUAAGUAAAGCGAUAUUCUUUAUUUUUGAUAAGAGAGUUGAGCAGCCAGGUAGCUGUUUAGCCGCGGUUAGCUAUUUUAGACGGCUAGCUACCUAGCCUGUGGUUAACAUUCUGGUAUGGACGAAAAGGCGUUCGCCAAGGAGCUCGAUCAAUGGAUCGAGCAGCUCAACGAGUGCAAGCAGCUUUCGGAGAGCCAGGUCAAAACUCUCUGUGAAAAGGCAAAAGAGAUCCUAACGAAGGAAUCCAAUGUGCAGGAGGUGCGGUGUCCGGUCACAGUGUGCGGCGAUGUCCAUGGUCAGUUCCACGACCUCAUGGAGCUGUUCAGAAUUGGAGGGAAAUCUCCAGACACCAAUUACCUCUUCAUGGGCGACUACGUGGACAGGGGCUACUACUCCGUAGAGACGGUCACGCUGCUUGUGACUCUCAAGGUGAGGUACCGCGAGCGUAUCACGAUUCUGCGAGGGAACCACGAGAGCAGGCAGAUCACGCAGGUGUACGGCUUCUAUGAUGAGUGUUUGAGGAAAUACGGGAACGCCAACGUGUGGAAGUACUUCACAGACCUCUUUGACUAUCUCCCCCUCACUGCUUUGGUAGACAGUCAGAUAUUCUGCCUGCACGGAGGCCUGUCUCCAUCAAUAGACACGCUGGAUCACAUUCGAGCACUCGAUCGCUUGCAGGAGGUUCCACACGAGGGCCCCAUGUGCGACUUGCUGUGGUCAGAUCCGGACGACCGCGGGGGCUGGGGGAUCUCCCCCCGAGGGGCUGGGUAUACCUUUGGACAGGACAUCUCCGAAACGUUCAACCACGCCAAUGGCCUGACGCUGGUCUCCAGAGCUCACCAGCUGGUGAUGGAGGGAUACAACUGGUGCCAUGAUCGCAAUGUGGUCACGAUUUUCAGUGCGCCUAAUUACUGUUAUCGCUGUGGCAACCAGGCAGCUAUUAUGGAACUUGAUGACACCCUUAAGUACUCUUUCCUGCAGUUCGAUCCUGCACCCCGCCGAGGAGAGCCCCAUGUGACCAGACGCACCCCGGACUACUUCCUGUAGAGACCUCGCACCUGCACAGCACUGUAUCCGCAACCAGGGGAGAAGGGCAACGGUACAACACAGCGUUCAAGUGGUCAUUCAGAGCAUUCAGAAACUGUCUUUACAUGGACCAAAAGGUGUGCCAUAUUCAGGGGGAAUGUGAGGCCUCUCGUGCUUCCGGUGUUUCUCCUCUUCUCUGUGUCAGCGUUGGCCUGAGCUUCAGACAGGUACGUAGUGUAGGGUACUCAUCUCUCAGUCUUGAAAGGGUCACGCUAUUUCAGUUUGGACACCUGUGUAGUGAAUCAGACAUUUGUAGCACAGCCUGGGGGUGUUGCUUACCAAUGAUAUGAGGAAGUUUGAAGCAUGGUCCAAUGACCUGGACCUUAUUCUCUGACCACACUGUAUCAAAAACAAGUCUCUAAGAAUCUUCCAUUCACUGAAUCCUGUCUCACUGGCUUGCCUGGACUACUUUUUCACCUCAGAGGGAAGGGGCAAUCAAAAUAUUGUUCUGUAAAUUUGGUAUCUCGCAAUAGAUAUUUGGCAUGGUGGGUUUUGCUAGCAUUGGCUAGGUAGCUGCUUGUUAGCUUUAUGCUUAGCUACUGCCUUUAACUACCAUUGGUGAUAGCAGCUUUUACAGUACCUACUGUACUGUUUAGUUAGCCGUUUCAUUUUUCUGGCUAGUUUCUGUACUUUGAGUUCGUUCACUAACUAGUUAGAAUUAGCCAUUAUCUGUUGCUCUGACACUCCCAACACAGGCAAAUAUGUCACAUGGGCACAAAGACUAAAUUACAAUGUCUUUGUUAUUGGUUUUGGAACAUAUUCCUGAAAUUGUAAGAAAAUAAUUAAGUACUACACAUUUUGGCUAAUUAGCUUACUAUAUAGCUACGGCAAGUAGCUAGCCAGAUAAUAUUAUUGCGCUUACUGCAGUGUAUAUGGGCAAUAUGAAGUGAAUUAAAUACACUGUAAGCUGAUGUUAGCCAAGCACCACGACCACCAAACCAUCCUCCUACAGUAGCUGGAAACAUGGAACUAGCCAGUUAGCCUGGUUGCUCUAAAUAGAGACUGGGUUUCCAUAGCUAGCUAGCUAGUUGGCCAG